This is a messenger RNA of Parastagonospora nodorum SN15, 1494 nucleotides long. RefSeq lists its product as hypothetical. Gene Ontology annotation, biological process: dipeptide transport; allantoate transport; transmembrane transport. Gene Ontology annotation, cellular component: plasma membrane. Lineage: Eukaryota; Fungi; Ascomycota; Dothideomycetes; Pleosporales; Phaeosphaeriaceae. The transcript has 3 exons. The record is from RefSeq and is a predicted model, not a curated record. Bases 1 to 1494 code for a protein of 497 amino acids. Gene Ontology annotation, molecular function: dipeptide transmembrane transporter activity; allantoate transmembrane transporter activity.
AUGCCGUCGCUCGACAAGGACAUCGAGACGGUUCAGCCUUCGCCUCCGGUUUCUGCGUCGUCGUCUCAUCUGGACGAUGCAUAUGAGGCGUACAAGAAUAACCGCGACAUUGAAGUCGACCCGGCCGAGGCGAAGAAGACGCUACGCAAGAUAGACAAGCGCAUCGUUCCUAUUCUCUUCUUCAUCUACUUGCUCCAAUAUCUUGACAAGAACGGAAUCAACUAUGCUUCUGCAUACGGCUUCAUUGAAGGCACGAAUUUGGGCAAGAAUGGAUAUUCGUGGCUCGGAAGUAUUUUCUACUUCGGAUAUCUCGUCGGUCAAUAUCCAGCCGGCUACCUUCUCCAGCGUCUGCCCAUCGCCAAAUUCCUCGGCUACUGCACAAUCGGCUGGGGCGUGAUUCUCAUGACCACACCUGCGUGCACGAAUUUUGCAGGCACAGCCGCAAACCGCUUCCUCCUAGGGCUUCUCGAGUCUACCGUGAACCCAGGCUUCGUGCUGAUCAUGAGUAUGUGGUAUACAUCCGCCGAACAACCAUUACGGCUCGAGGCAUACUACUGCACGAACGGAAUCGCAACCAUGUUUGGUGGCUUGAUUGGCUAUGCAGUCGGACAUAUCACGACCGGCCUGCCGCGCUGGAUGUACGUCUUCAUCAUCUUCGGCACCUUCUCCACAUUCAUGGGUAUCAUCACUUUACUAUUCCUUCCGGACCUGCCUACCACGGCCCCAUUCCUAAGUGAACGGGAACGCGUAGUCGCCGUCGAGAGAGUCGCAGCCAAUCGCCAGGGCGUGAAGAACAGGCACUUCAAAUCCUACCAAGCCUGGCAGACGCUUAAGGAUCCCAAGACGUGGCUGUUAUUCAUCAUGGCGACAGGCGCUCAGAUCCCCAACUCCGCGCUGACUUCCUUCUCCUCCAUCAUCAUCAAGUCCUUUGGCGUCGACACGCUCGGAAACGCAUUCCUCUCGCUACUCGCCGGUGGCUUCAUAUGCACUCACUGGCCCAAUAGCCGGUGCAUAACCAUGACCGUGGCAAACCUAAUCUGCAUUGUUGGCGCAUCCAUGCUCGUCGCACUGCCUCACACGGCGAAAUGGGGCCGCCUGAUCGGUCUCUGGCUGUGCUACUUCCAGGGUCUUGGGUUUUCCAUCUCGCUCACAAUUGUGUCUUCCAACAUUGCGGGAACCACUAAGAAGCAACUCACGUCCGCCGCCUUGUUCACAGGGUAUUGUGUAGGCAACAUCAUUGGACCUCAAACGUUCAAGGACAGUGAGAAGCCCGGCUACGAGAGCGCGUACAUUGCCAUGUUGAUCGGAUACUCGAUCAAAUUGGCGGCCGUGUUGGUCUUGUUUGCGUACAUGUGGAGUGUAAACAAGAAGCGGGACGCAGAGGCUGCGGGUGGCGUCGUGGGGUUGACGGAAGAAGAGGAGAGAGAGGCAGUCGAGAAGGGCAUGUUGGAUGUGACGGAGAUUGAUAACAAGGGUUUCAGGUACAUUCUGUAG